AUGUAAAUAAAUGGCCGUUUGUAAUUUGACUUAAAACUUGAUGAUAAAGAUUAUAAAAUAAGUGGCAACAUUUUCAUGAAGGAAAACCUUUCUACAGACGUUGAGAAAGAAGCAGAAACAAUUGCCAAGAGAAUCAUUGAAAAAGUCCGAUAAAAAUCAUUAAACAAAUCAACCAAUAAAUCUGUUUAACACAAGUACGAAUCAUAAUCAGCCACCAAAUUCAGUCAAACUGAACAUUUCAAAUCUAUUGAAUAAAGCAAUUCUCGAUAAGAAACAUUAAAAAAUGACUAUAAAUAACCCUAUAUAUCUGAAUAUUAAACUGAUUUUAGAUCCUCAUGCAAAUUGAAUAAUGUGGAACAACAAUUAGAUAUUGGUGAAUUAAUUACUCCUUAAAAACAUAAGUAACGUAGUACUAAAUCUUAAUAAUGCAUUAAAAAAGAGUAGCCAAGUCAUAAAUCGUCUGCAACUAUCUAAUUGGCUGAGAGUUAAUAUUUUAUCGAAAAUAGUAGUAAUUGCAAUACUAAAGAUGGAAAACAAAUUAUUUAAUUGAUGUAUUCUUAUAUCCAAUUAUUAAAUUUAGAGAUAAUGCACAUAAUCUAAUCAGAAAAAACUCAUAAAUUUUGAAUAAGGUUUAACUCUAGUCUCCUCUUCAAUCAGUUAUCAAUACAAAAUCUCUCAAUACAUAAAACAAUAAAAAGAAAGAAGAUAUUGUUACUCAACUAUUAGGAAGUCUAAGGAAUGCUAAAAAAAUAAAAGAUGAAUAUUAAAAAAGAUUCUUUUGA
Paramecium octaurelia is the source of this 782-nucleotide messenger RNA. NCBI's taxonomy places the organism in Eukaryota, Ciliophora, Oligohymenophorea, Peniculida, Parameciidae. The record is from the annotation of a GenBank genome assembly.